Messenger RNA from Pelagomonas calceolata, 5881 nucleotides. NCBI's taxonomy places the organism in Eukaryota, Pelagophyceae, Pelagomonadales, Pelagomonadaceae. The record is from the annotation of a GenBank genome assembly.
CGAGAUUUUGGCUGCCCGCGCGGCACGUUCCAGGCCCGAGGCAGCCCACGCAAGCUCGAAGCCGCAUCGAAACGGUCUCGAGCAAAGCGCCGCCUUGGCGCACGCACGUUUCGGCGCCGAGGCAGACAUCACAAGAAAACAGCCUUAGAAACAGCCAUGGCCGCCGCGGACGUCGCGCCGGCCCCGGAGCCGGCCAUGUCCGGCGAGCUGAAGAUCGUGCUCACCUGCAUCCUGCUGGGCGCCGUGGGCUUGACCGUUGGGGUCAUCACGUUUUCCACACUGCUCCCGGAGAUCUUCGGGGGGCGCCAGGGUUAUGUGGCGGGCGUCGUGCUGGUUUUACUGGCGUUGGCCGUCUUGGGUUUGUUGCAGGGCGCCUUUGAAUGUGUUUUGGGCGACGAUCUGGCCCUGCCGAAGCACGUGGCGGCGCUCGGGACACUUUUUGUGGUCGUCGCUUUGAACAGUGCGGCCGUAUGCGUCGGCGCGAACGCCAUGGUCCGGGGCGACAAGCCCGCCGCCGUCGUGUCAUUAGCUUGUGUCCUGGCCUUGCUCUCGUUGGGCCACUCUUUACUGAUAAGAUCGCAGCGGCGCAAGUACGCGAACCAGAAAGAAAUAUUAACAUGGCUGCCUGCUUGCUUAGCUACAAUAAUGCUGCCCUUCGUCGGCUUCUGGAUCAGCGUCGGGCCCGGCGUGCACGCGAGUGCCGUCGCGGCCGCUUGCUGCGUCGUUGCUCUAGGCUCGUUCGCCCCGUUAGCUCUUGCGGCGCCGGCCUUCAAAAGGGGCCGGACGGCGGGCCUAUUGCAAUUGCUACACGCGCUAUUGACGCUGAUCUCCGUCCUAGUGACCGCACUCGGCGGCCAGUUCGACAGAGGUGCUAGAAGUUUGAUCGUAUGGCCCUGCGGCCUCGCCGGCUCUUCAGCAAUACACUACCUCGUCACGGCCGCCGUGCGCCACCCCUUGUUCAACAAGGCCGAGUCGAACGAUGGGGGCGACGGCCCGUCGGCAUCACUCGCAUUACUUCUGCACGUGCUCGCGGACUUUGUCGGAGCGAUCAUUGUCAGGUGCGCCGACCCAAAAGCUUAUAUCUCCAUUGGAAGUGUGGCGAUCUGGGUCUCACUGUUGAUUGGCUGCGGGGCCUACUACUCGUCGCCCUCGGACUUCCUCUAUGUGCGCCGGUCCAUGCUCGCCCUCGUCUUCUUCGCGACGAGCUUCUGGACCGGUAGAGCGGCUUUACUGGUCACCGCACCGGUCGCCGUGGCGGCGUGGUGGGCGAUGCAGAUGCCCUGGUGGCGCACGGUGUGGAAAUCAACCAGUGAGUUAGGUUUGACACGUGGGGUGGCCGACAUUUGAUGUCCACACAGGUGGCGCACGCGCGGCGCCUACACCUACGCGCAGGUCACGACAGAUACUGCACCGGCGUCUCCCGCUAGAGUCGCGCCCGACACCGCGACGGUCGAGAGCGCCCCGUGGUACGAGCGCUCGAUCAAACCCUCCCUGUUUAUUUCUGGCGUGUUCCUGGGCGUGGGGUCCUUCGUUGCUGUCGAUUGGCUCGAUGCGCUGAAUGAUUGUGAUAGGUGGCUCCUCGCGGGAAGAGCGUUUUUGCUGUUGCCUGCUGCAUUAAUAUUAGCGGACGCGAAUCGAAGACGAGCCGUGGCUGGCGACGAGACGCACGCCACCAUCUGCGGAUUAGCAGCAUUUGCAUUACCACUGGUAGCGAUGGCUUCACUAAGGGGUGGAGACGGCAACACCGCACCAGAUGCUGUGAUAGCAUUACUCCACGCCUUCUUCGCCGUGAUACUCUUAGGAGUCACGUCGUCGAAGCGCAUCAAGGCCCCCCUAGCAGCGGUCCGGACAGCUCGAGGCUGCGCCAUGGUCGCCGUUCUUAUAUAUGUGGCUCGCUUGGAGACGUUCAACUUCGUGACAUAUGUCGUAGCAGUAGCCGCGUGUGUGGCCGGAGUCGUCGGGGCUGGUUCUAGUGAUGAAUUGGGCUAUGAUACGGUGCUGGGGGCCUGCGCUUUGUUAUUAGUGGCGGCCAUCGCGUUCUUGUCCGAAGGCGACUGCGGCGGGGGGCCGUCCACUUUUCAAUGUUCGGCCUAUCCCCUCCUCGCGUUGUUACCGGCCUUGGUCGUGUUCCACGUCCUACAACAAAAGGUCCGGAAGGCUGAAACAAGAACGGCGUUACUCCCGGAUUUGGCCGGCGCGGCGCUAGUACUGGCGUUAUCUUGUUUACCCUUCGCCAUCGCGGUCGUCGUGCAGAACGGGCGGCAGAUCAUCCACAACAUCGUGAAGCGGGGCGUCCAGGAGGCGGCGGGCGCGCCCUUCAUGCUCUCAGCCGUUAUAUUGUUCAUGGAGUGCGGACUUGUCGCAACUUACUUCUCGGCGCCCAAAGGUCCUGGCAAUAAAAAUGCCGUCUUCACGUGUCUGAGCAUGGUCGUAUUAGCAGCCACGGAAGUGGCCAUGCCCCUGGCGCUCGCACCGACGGCGUUGUUUGCCGUCGCGCUCGCGAGGAUGGAGAAGUCGUUACCCGCAGCCAUCGUCGCGACACUCACCUUCCUCGUAAGGGCCCAGUUCCAGCUCUACUUGGGGUUGUACGGUUUAGGCAUGAAGUGGUGGGCGCUCAUCCUGGGCAUUUGCACGUUAUUACUCGUCUUCAUGUGGCCGAUGCCGUCCCUGAAAGAUAACGAAAGCGGUCUACUAGUGGGCGUUUUCAGACUCGCCUUCAUCACAGGAGGAGUGGUAUUAAUAGGCCCGGCCACGUUCGGCUGGGGCGCGCUCAUCGGCGUCUGUUUCACGACGGGCUGGUUCGUCUUCACCGAUAAGAAGGAGGGAGGUUUGCGGGUCUUGCUGGCCUUGCCGUUGUUGUUCUUCGGGGCCAUCGACAUGGUUUUGAAUCUCCAGUUCGGGAUGACGGGCUGCCACGCGAUUGCUGCCGGCAUCGCCGCGGGGCUGACGCUGCUUGGUAGUUGUGUGCUAGCGAAGACUUCUGAUGACGACGUCGGGCGGUUCGUGGCGCAUGCAUCCGUAUACUUGUACGCUCUACCCUUGGGCCUGGGCGGGGCGCUCAACUCAUUAGAUGAUGGAUUACGCAUCGGUUCUGUGGUUGCCGUGCUCGUGAUUGUAUUGGUGUGGAGCAUCCUAGCGAAACAUGCUCUGAUGUCGGACGUCGUCAUCCCAAUCAUCUCGCUCUGCUGCGUCGCGGGUCUGUAUCGGAUCCCGGAGCGCACGCUGCCGGCGCUCGCUAUUACCUCAGCGGGCUGGUGUUUGGUGUUGGGCGCGCUGUCCCUCGUACCGAAGAAGGAGAAGGCGCCUCCAUCAGAUGAAGCAACGAGACCCGCAAAGGGUUCGUUUGAUGAGCCGGGCGACGUCGAGGCCUCCGAGCCGCCGCGGGGCCUCGGGGCCCUCGCCGCUUUUGUGCACAAAAACUUUUCUUUCAAGGGCUGUUUGGGAGGCGCGCCCAUCAACCGAAGGCGCCGCGCGGCGCUCUGGCUCCUCGCGGCCUUCACCUUCGUCAACGGCCCGGCCUCGAAAGUCGCGGCGAUUCCUGUGGUAGUCGCGGCCAUUGUACUUGUGGGGAAAGAGUUAGUGCAAGAAGAGGAGGAGCCUUCGCAAAAUAUCAGUGGCGAGGCGAUACUGACCAUCUUACUGCUGAUCGGCACGUAUCUGUUGGUCGUGAACAUCCAGGGCGAGGGCGCCUUCUACCCGUUCAAGUCCAUGAUCUGGCGCACGCAGCGCAACGCGACGGGCGCCUGCGCCGUCGUUUCACUAAUAGCGCUGCCUCUCGCUUUGAUAUUGUGGGUCUGCGAUGAAAAGAUCCAAGCCUUUGUCGUGGCCUACCUGUGGUGUGUGCCCUUUGGUCUGGCCGCGUCUAUUCCUACUAAGGGAUGGCUCGGCGUCGCCGCCACACUCGCGACGGGCGCGGUGUCCAUCGGGGUCUUCGACCACCCUUCGGUAUCCGCGGCCCUGACGCCGCCCGUCGCGCUCGUAAGUGGCGCCGUGCUCGCCGAGUUUUCGGGUGUCAUCGGCGCGUCGAGGCCCUACUGGCAUGUCUUCGCUGCUGGUUCUGUAUUACUAGCUGCGCUCGAGCUGUUCAUUUUCAUGCAUACUCCUCACGGUGAAAAGGCAAAGGACAGCCUCCUCUUAGCAGCCCAAACAGCUACAGCCAUGGGCCUCGCCUACUUCUUCGGGGGUAUUGUAGGUGUCUCUGCAGUCACGAUUGUCGUGCUCUUCGAUUGGCACGACAGGUUUACGGACGAGAACAAACGCAACGACAUGAAGAUCGUCUGGGGCUGCUUCGGCCAAGCCUUACUGGUGGGCGCGGGCCUGGGUACGGCGGGCUAUGCCAGGAACGCUAGUGGUUUAUUUGGUGAGUACAUGGGCCAGACUGCCGAUGCCGCUUCUCUCGUGGCCGGCUUCGGCGCUUUACUACUACUCAUCAUCAAAGACCACCGGUCGCCGGCCUUAGCCUACGCCUGGGUCCUCGCGUACGGUCUCGGUGGGGGCGCCGCGAACAAGCUUGGUAAUGCGCUCGUCGCGUGGGGCGCGAUCCUCGUGAGUGGUGCGUAUGCACUCACCAAGCGUCAUGUCGUGGCGUGCUGCUACGUGGUCCCGCCCCUCGGCUUCGCGGCCGGCGCCUUCCUGAGCGCGCGGGUGUGCUGCGCCCUCGCCGUGACCCGCGGCGUUUUUUAUGUUGCGCUGCCCGUGUGGGUCUACGGCUUCUUUCUACUGAUAUCGUCGAUUACCUUGAGACACCAGGGCAAGGACUUUAAUAUGGAAGCGUCGGAUGGCAUGUGCGCCCCCAAAGAACUCUGCGCGGCGACGUGGUGCUCGUGCUUGGAACUGAGCGGGUGGCUCUGGACCUUCGUGGGUUUGUGCGCCGGCCUCUUCUUCGGCAUCAACGCCGUCUGGGGCCGGAUGCUCUUCUGUGGGCUACUGAUUGUCAUGGGCCUCAUCAACCUGACGCGGGGCUUCCGCGUCGGCAAGCAAGUUUCUGAUCAUGCCGACGAGGCGCUCAACGAGAAGCAGAAGGCCGCGGAGAACGCCGAGUUCGCGCGCGGCGUGCGCCUGCGCAUCUUCGGGAUGGUCGUGAUUAAUCUCGCGGUGUGGUUCGCGGUGGGAGGCGUGGAGACCGCCAUCGCGCGGGCGCUGCUGGCGUGCCUCGGCAGCCUCGUGGCGAUCGCCUCGGGCUGCUUCUACCUCGUCUGGCAGAAACAGAUCCGCGCGCGCGCGCCGGCGCCGAAGCCUGCGCCGGUGCCAGUGCCCGAACCCGUCGCGCAGCCCGUCGCGCAGCCGCAGGAGGCGACGCCAGCGCCUCCCGCUCAGCCGCCAGCGCCACCGGCCGAACCGGUCCAGCCCCCGGCCCCGGCCCCGGCCCCGGCGGCAGCCCCGGAGCCCCUGCGGAAGGAGACGCUCCCCGCCGUCGACGUGGCCACGGGCGCGGCCGUGACCUGGCUCAAGGUCGAGCCCGCGACGAAGGGCGACGUCCUCCUGCACGUGCACCCGCCCAUGGACGCCUGCGUCAACGGCGCCGCGCUGACGGUCGAGCCCAAGAAGCUGAUCGAUCUCCUCCAGCAGGCCGAGGCGGCGUCGCUCGCCGCGACGCCGGCGCCGACGCCAACAACGCCGACCAGGCAGGAGCUCCGCGUCACCGUGCCCGACGGCUGCAGCGCCGGCCAGACGAUCCACGUGCAGGCCCCCGACGGGCGCAUCCUCGCGAUCGUGUUGCCACCAGGGUCUGCGCCCGGUAUGCGCCUUGCCAUCAAGCUCUGAGAAAUUCCUCGACGAUCGGCGUCUGAGAAUCCUCCCCCUUUCGUGCUCCCUCCCUCCCUCCUUCCCGUCAGCUCUCUAAGUCCGCGAUCUCGUGAUCGCGUUAAGGAGUCUACUACUA